Messenger RNA from Nematostella vectensis (starlet sea anemone), 1872 nucleotides. RefSeq names its product delphilin-like. The transcript is spliced from 17 exons. The coding region runs from base 116 to 1720 and encodes 534 amino acids. NCBI's taxonomy places the organism in Eukaryota, Metazoa, Cnidaria, Anthozoa, Actiniaria, Edwardsiidae. The record is from RefSeq and is a predicted model, not a curated record.
GCAAUUAAUAUUCCAUCUCAAAGUUUGUGGCAAAUUCAGCAUGUAAAAGCUGCGGCCUUUUGCCGUGGCUAGAGGUUUACUAUUUUCAAACCUCUUAUGAUCAAUUUGAGACCAAAUGGCACGCGUGAAUGCUGACUCUUCAAAACUUGACCUGGAAAUUUGCGGCGAUUGCAAGUCUGUAAUUGGAAAUGCUGAGCAGAAUCCUAAAUUCCACUUGUGCGACAAUGGUAAACGGCAGCUUCUAGAUGCAAUAAAAUCGUUUGUCUUUAGAAACUGGAAAUGGUUGCUGUUGAUGUUGGUAUUUCUACCCGCCGUUACCAUCUUCGCCUUAGCCAUGUACUACCAAGAGACAGUCACAUUCGUCAUGCCUAUAUGCAUCUACCCAGGGUUUAUGAUAUCUUGCUGUCUCAUCCUCACUGGCCAUGAAAUUAACGGUAGCCAGGUAGACGAGGCACGUAGCUCAAGCGACGAUGACAAGAGCGAUGGAACCGCGAGCGAGAAGGACAGCGGUAUCUCUGAGGAACAGGAACCUAUCACAAAACUCAUAGUCCGACCUCCGCCUCCCCCACCACCACCUCCCCCACCGCCGACUCCUGCUGGCUCCCUAAAGAGACAUUUCCCGGUCUCGUGCCGCAGGUUAUCAUGGGAAAUUGUCAGCCAUAGCUCGCUCAACAAAGAGACGAUCUGGAAAAGGAUGUCCCGAGAGCUAUCGGUAGAGGAAGUAGUCGAUCCUUAUGAGCUCGAAAUGUACUUUGGCGCGCAACCAACUGUACCAAAACCUCGUCACUUUAAAAAGAUAACGCACAGAAAGACUAUCUUGGAGCAUAAAAAGAUUCUUAACAUAUCGAUCACGCUUGCACAUUCUAAGCUCAGUGCUGAUGACGUCAAGAAGUGCUUGUUAUCCGGGACAUCAGACCUCCCCUCUGACGUACUCGAGCAGCUUUUGAGGUUCGUCCCCAGUCCCAACGAGAUAAAGGCUUUAAAAAGACAAGAAGAAGUUGACCCUUCUGCUCUUGAAGGCGCGGAGGUUUUUUGUCUUGAGGUUGCAAAAACAGUUCCCGCGUAUGAGGAAAGAAUACGUACCAUGCUGUUAAAGGCGCAGUUACAGGACAGGAUCAACCAUAUAAAACCAUAUCUAACGACUGUAAUCGAAGCCAACAAGGAGAUACGAAACAGCACCAAACUAUCCGACUAUCUACAGAUGGUGCUCGCCGUUGGUAACUUCAUGAAUGGCAGCCAAACAGCAGGCUUUCGAGUUGCCUUUCUAACUAAGUUGGUAUUCAUCAAGUCUACACCCGAUAAAAACGUCUCUUUCCUUGAUUACAUAACGCGGCAGAUCAUCCGCAAAAACCCCGAGCUUGCAUUGCUCACUGAUGAACUACUUCACGUGGAGAAAGCAUCGAAAGUGUCCUUCCGAACAUUAGACUUGGAUAUCGAGGAGCUACGGGAGGAAGUUGAGAUCCUUGAAGACGACCUCGAUAAAAUCGCCAAGACAGAGAUCCACGAAGACAGCAAAUUCAUGGAAGCCAUUGAACUGUUUACGCAUCACGCACGAGCUCAGUUCCAGUCCCUUGUGGAGCUCCGCCAUCAGGCCGAGCUGAGUUUUGCGACCACACUCGAGUACUUUGGCGAGGAGACCUCCAUUAGCAGUGCACAGUUUUUUGGUCUCAUCUCAACCUUCCUCUGGCACUUUAAGGAUGCUGUAAAAAAGAUUCAAUAGACGUAUGCCCUGACUGCGCAUGCGGUAAAAGUGCCACUCCGCUGUUCAAAGCUUAUUUGAUCAUGCACCUACUUACGAACUACAGGAGAGAUCAUUUAUAAGUUAUUGUAAAUACUACCAGUACCAUGAAUAAAAUAUCUACAUUAGUAUCA